AUGAAACCUCUUAUGCUCCAAGGGCACGAGCGUGCCAUCACACAGAUUAAGUACAACCGUGAAGGUGAUUUGCUGUUUUCGGCAGCAAAAGAUGCUAAACCCAAUGUUUGGUGGUCAUUAAAUGGUGAACGCCUCGGCACUUUCAACGGACAUGGCGGCGUCGUAUGGUGUCUUGAUGUUGACUGGCAAACCAUUAACCUCAUCACCGGAGGUGGUGACAGUUCGUGCAGAUUGUGGGACUUGGAAACUGGUAAGAAUAUAGCUACAAUUAAGUCAAACUCUUCAGUGAGGACAUGUAACUUCAGCUUCAGUGCUUACCAAGCAGCCUACACUACUGACAAAGCUAUGGGUCAUCCCUGUGAGGUAUUUAUAAUUGACACAAGAACAAUUGAUGAAUCCAUGUCCACUCAGUCCCCAAUUCUGAAGUGGGAAAUUACAGACUCUAAGGUUACAUCCAUGGUGUGGGGUAUCAGUGAUGAGACCAUCAUCACUGGUCAUGAGGCUGGUGACCUAAUACAGUGGGAUCUGAGGACGGGCAAGAAAAUCCACUCCAUAAAGGAACACUCGCACCAGAUCAACGACAUGCAAUUAUCCCGCGAUGGGACCAUGUUCAUCACAGCAUCUAAAGACCAGACUGCAAAGUUGUUCGAUACCAGUUCCUUGGAGCUCCUCAAAGAGUACAAAACUGAGCGACCAGUCAACUCGGCUGCACUCAGCCCAAUACUCGACCAUGUCGUUCUAGGAGGUGGUCAAGAUGCUAUGGAAGUGACCACAACCUCUACCCGACAGGGCAAGUUCGACGCUCGAUUCUUUCAUCUAGUAUUUGAGGAAGAGUUUGGACGAAUUAAGGGCCAUUUCGGACCUAUCAACAGUUUAGCAUUCCAUCCCGAUGGCAAGAGUUAUGCGUCCGGUGGUGAAGAUGGUUACGUCCGUGUUCAGAGCUUCGACCAAUCAUAUUUCGAUUAUACAUUUGACUAUAACAGAGAGUAA
Molecule: messenger RNA, 990 nt
Organism: Arctia plantaginis
Lineage: Eukaryota; Metazoa; Arthropoda; Insecta; Lepidoptera; Erebidae
Source: the annotation of a GenBank genome assembly